UUUCUGAACACCCCUGGUCAGUACAAGAUGGAUCCAGUAGUCCUGAGUUACAUGGACAGUGCAUUGCGGCAGUUAGAUGUCUCAAUACUGGAUCCUCCAAGCUGGCUCAAUGACCAUGAUAUUGGGUUUGCCUUUGAGUACUUGGCCAACAGUCAGUUUCAUGACUGCACUGACCAUGUCUGCUUCAUCAGCCCCGAAGUUACUCAGUUCAUCAAGUGCUCUGCAAACUCAGCAGAGAUCGCCAUGUUCCUUGAGCCAUUGGACCUCCCAAACAAGAGGGUUAUAUUUUUAGCCAUCAAUGUUAAUUCCACACAGGCAUCUGGGAAAUCCACUGAAGCUUGUUGGUUUAUCUGCAAGAUAAAAGUGGCUUUUUUUCAUUAUGGGUCUCAUGGUAGUAGUAACUCAUUCAGUGUAAAGCAGGUAGCAGAGAAACUAGAAGCUUUCUUAGGCAGAAAAGGAAACAAACUGGCCUUUGUGGCAGAGAAAGCCCCUGCUCAACAAAAUAGCUAUGACUGUGGGAUGUACGUGUUAUGUAACACUGAGGCCUUGUGUCAGAACUUCUUUAGACAACAGCCAGAAUCACUGCUGCAGCUACUCACUCCUAUGGAAAUAGCUCAUUGCCAGACUUGCUAA
Messenger RNA from Cervus elaphus (red deer), 633 nucleotides. RefSeq names its product sentrin-specific protease 8-like. Lineage: Eukaryota; Metazoa; Chordata; Mammalia; Artiodactyla; Cervidae. The transcript has a single exon. Bases 28 to 633 code for a protein of 201 amino acids. The record is from RefSeq and is a predicted model, not a curated record. Gene Ontology annotation, biological process: proteolysis. Gene Ontology annotation, molecular function: cysteine-type peptidase activity; deNEDDylase activity.